Messenger RNA from Entelurus aequoreus (snake pipefish), 1189 nucleotides. It is a transcript of the gene guk1b, whose product is annotated as guanylate kinase 1b. Gene Ontology annotation, biological process: purine nucleotide metabolic process. Gene Ontology annotation, cellular component: cytosol. The record is from RefSeq and is a predicted model, not a curated record. Gene Ontology annotation, molecular function: GMP kinase activity. NCBI's taxonomy places the organism in Eukaryota, Metazoa, Chordata, Actinopteri, Syngnathiformes, Syngnathidae.
GUGUGUCUAGGUGUGUGUGUGUGUGAGUGUGUGUGUGAGGAGGAUCAGAGCCGCAAAGACAAGCAGAUUAGCACAGUUGACUUAAAGAGACGCGUGUUCAUCAUCAUCAUCAUCAUCAUCAUCAUCAGUGUUGAUGUUUGUGAUGUCAGAUGUCAGGACCGAGGCCCGUGGUUCUGAGCGGCCCAUCAGGAGCAGAGAGUACUUUGAUGAAGAGACUCAUGAAGGACUAUGAAGGCGUCUUUGGAUUCAGCGUGUCACACACGACAAGGAACCCUCGACCCGGAGAGGAAGAUGGCAAAGAUUAUCACUUCAGCACACGCGAGGCCGUGCAGGAGGGCAUCGAUCAGGGCAACUUCAUCGAGAACGCGGAGUUUUCCGGCAACUUGUACGGAACAAGUAAAACUGCCAUCGAGGACGUGCAGGCCAAGAACCUGAUCUGCAUCCUGGACGUGGACAUCCAAGGAGUGAGGAGGAUUAAGGAGACAGACCUCAACCCCAUCUACAUCUCCAUCCAGCCUCCGUCCAUGGACAUCCUGGAGAAACGUCUGAGGGACCGUCAGACGGAGUCGGAGGAGAGUCUGCAGAAACGUCUGGAGGCGGCUCGCAUCGACAUGGAGCUCAGUAAGGAGCCGGGGGUCUUUGACGUCAUCAUCAUCAACGACGACCAGGACCGCGCCUACGAGGAGCUGAAGGAGACCCUCAACGACGAAAUUCAAAAGGUUCAAGACACCAAACCCUAAAAAAAAAAAAAGGCCGACUCGUCAGUACCUGGGAACGCGACGACGACGCUCGCCAGCAAAAUAAAAGUCCCUGCUGGGGAAAUGUUGUCUUGUAAUCUUCCAUGUUGAACGGCGGAGAGGUUAGUGGGGCAGGAGCAAGAUGGAGGUUUGUGUUAGUGAAGUUUUGUUAGAUUCUGAUGAGUGCAAGAAUUACAAUCAUAAUAGUUUUUAUUCCUAAUAUUCUCACUCAUUUAAUUACUAAAGUGCAUCAGGAAAGUAUUCACAGCGCUUAACUUUUCCCACAUUUUUUAUGUUACAGCUUUAUUCUAAAAUGGAAUGAAUUAACGUUUCUCCUCAAAAUUCUACACACAAUACCCCAUAUUGACAAUGUGAUUUAUUUAUUUUUUGGAUUUUUGCAAAUGUAUUAAAAAUAAAAAAAAACUAACAGGCUGACUGAGAGAAGAAAGCAA